AUGUAUGUAACUAACUAUCGCAUUUUAUGGGUGUCGAAUCAGACGCCCUUCAUGAACAUCAGCCUGCCGUAUGUUCAGAUGAAACAUGUCCUGUCACGAUACAGUCAGCAUGGAACAGCAAUGGUAGUGGAGAGCCACGCGACCGCAGGCGGCUACUGUCUGGCGUUUCGCAUUCAAUCGGUGACAUCGGAAACCCCGAAACCGCGCGAGACGGGCACGCGAGAGACACCGUUGUCAUCUCAUCAACAGCUCGGUGCACUCAUUUCCGCAGUAAACAAAUGCUUCCACGAGAUGCGCGCGCGCCCCUAUUUCGGCCCAGUCGACGAAGAGAGAAAGACGGAACAGGAGAACUUUGUGAUUGUCGUCGCGGCCGGGUCUGCACAGCCCGCCGUCCCUCCGGCGGUCCCCGCAGCACCCUCAGCGACUGCCGACAGCCGGCCUGGGCCUCUUUCGCCUCCGCCUCUCGGCGCGUCCCGCGGGCUAGACCGACCUGUGUCAGUUCCGCCUUCACCGAGUGUAGGCGCACCAGCGGCGGAGGGUGGGCCAGCUGGAAGAGCCAACCUGCUCGAAGAGAUCCGAGGUGAAACGCCAGGACAUGUCGAAGGGCGAGAACAAGAUUUAGGCGUGAGGACGUCCCCAGAGAGAGGGGAGAAGAUCGGCGUAGAGGGAGACGACAACGAGGCAGACCAUCCCAGAGAAGGGCGGCGAAGGCGAGUGUGCCCGCCCGAUACUGACCUCGCGUCCAACCCUCGCGCGACUGGUACGGAAGAAGGCGAUCGCCCGCGGAUACUGUCAGCAGCUGAACACGAGGCGCAUGUCUCACCGCCAGCUCGGCCUGACGAGCCUGGCUUUGAGUCGCAGCACGCAGAGCCCCUCGUCGGGGAGGGACCUGGAAUGCCUGAACUGCCCCCCGUUGUUGUCUUCUCCGUCCCAGCCGGUCCGUUCCCUGAGGCCCGCAGUGACUUCCCAGUGCUCCUUCCCUUCCACAGCGUCCGUUUCGCUCUGGCUUCUGCACCAGCCUCUUCGGUCGAUCGCGCUUGCUGGCUCUUCUUUCGCACUCAGGUCUCUGGGGGGUCUGCGGCGCCGCCAGGUGGGCCCUCGCGUCCGGGUCGGGGCAUCGGCAGAUUCCCUUUUCCGCCGUUUUCUUCGCCUUCCCAUGCCCCACCUGCGAGCAGUCAGGCGCGGUCGGGCCUUUCGCCUCCCUCGUCCUCUCUUCCCGCGUCAGUCCCAGAACAAGCAGACACACGCGGUCUCGCUUCCUCGUCCCCGGCUCGGCACUGCCAUCCAGGCCUGAGUCCUCCCGCCCGAGGAGGCGCACUUCACCCCGUCCUCCCGGCCGCCUCGUCUCCUCGGCUUCGCGAAGGCCCUUUUGGGGGCCCGGAAGAGGAGACAGCGGGCCCAGAGGCCCCCACGGCUGGGGACCGACGCGGAGGCGCGACGGACGGGGCGCCUGCAGCCGAGGCCGCGCCCUCCUCUGGGGUAGCGGUUCCUCUGGACCUAACAAAGGAAAACCAGAGAGCCGAUCCGCUCGCCCCGAGUGCCCGAACCCUCGCUCUUCUUUCCCCUUCGAGUGCAAAGUACAUAACCGCUCCGAAAUGUGUCAUUUGCUUGACUUCUCCAGAUGAAGUAGGGACUGCGUCCGCGCCCGCGCCAGGAGUCUCUUGUCACUCGAUCUUUCUCGUCUCAGAUUCAGACUUUCCGUGCUCGGAGGCGCCCCGCGUUCUCACCGUGCCCGUUCGUUUCUGCCCAAAGUGGUCCUUGCGUGCGAAUCAGACCGUUCGCGACUAA
Messenger RNA from Neospora caninum, 1788 nucleotides. RefSeq lists its product as hypothetical. Gene Ontology annotation, cellular component: ciliary basal body; BBSome. NCBI's taxonomy places the organism in Eukaryota, Apicomplexa, Conoidasida, Eucoccidiorida, Sarcocystidae. The transcript is spliced from 6 exons. Bases 1 to 1788 code for a protein of 595 amino acids. Gene Ontology annotation, molecular function: phosphatidylinositol-3-phosphate binding. Gene Ontology annotation, biological process: intracellular transport; cilium assembly. The record is from RefSeq and is a predicted model, not a curated record.